AUGUUGUCGCUAAGGAAUGCUAUUAGUAGACGAGCUCACAAGGAACGAGCUCAACCGCAUUCAAGGAGAAAAUUUGGGCUUCUUGAAAAGCACAAGGACUAUGUAGAGCAUGCACAAGUAUUCCACAAAAAGGAGCAGACUUUGCAAAAACUUAGGGAGAAAGCAGCUUUCAGAAACCCAUAUGAAUUUUACUUCCGGAUGAUCAAAACAAGAACUGUUGAUGGAGUCCAUAAAUUAGAGAGUGAGGCAAACAAAUACACUCAGGAAGAACUUAUGCUGAUGAAGACCCAAGAUAUGGGAUACAUUCUUCAGAAAUUGCAGAAUGAGAAAAAGGGAGAUAAAAUUGAAAAGCUGGCUGCUGUGCUGCACUCUCUUGAUAAUCAGCCGUCAAAUAGACGUGUUUACUAUGUUGAAGAAAGGAAAACAGCUGCUUCCUAUAGAGAACUAAAAGCAAGGAGGAAUAGAGUGAGUCAGUUGGAGAAACUCUAUAUGGAUAUGGAGUUGCAGAAGGAAUUACAGAAAAAGGGUCGGAAGCGAAAAUCAUGCGAAGAUGAGAUUGUUUGUCCCACCUCUAAAUCAGUAUACAAGUGGCGGCCAGAACGAAAGCGUUGAAAAGUUCUUUUUGAUGGAAUACAGCUGCAGUUGGGCCACUGAGACUUGAAUUUCUAACAGUAAAAGUAAAUGGAGAUCUUAAGUUGCAUUGUUAUCAGCAACUUUUACUUACAUUUUCUGUUGUAUAUCUAAAAUGUUGAUCUUGUAUGGAAAAAAGCUGAAACUACCUGCCUUUCGUUUGGCAAAUGAAAGGUGUUUGAGCUUUUGGUCAAUUUUGUAAACUAGUUUGUUCUUUUUAGGCAACUUUUGAGUAGUAGUGCUUGUCCAAGCAGCCGAGAUUCCCUUUU
Messenger RNA from Alnus glutinosa, 899 nucleotides. RefSeq names its product probable U3 small nucleolar RNA-associated protein 11. Lineage: Eukaryota; Viridiplantae; Streptophyta; Magnoliopsida; Fagales; Betulaceae. Gene Ontology annotation, cellular component: small-subunit processome; nucleolus. Bases 1 to 612 code for a protein of 203 amino acids. The record is from RefSeq and is a predicted model, not a curated record. The transcript is spliced from 8 exons. Gene Ontology annotation, biological process: rRNA processing.